Molecule: messenger RNA, 1937 nt
Organism: Momordica charantia (bitter melon)
Lineage: Eukaryota; Viridiplantae; Streptophyta; Magnoliopsida; Cucurbitales; Cucurbitaceae
Gene: LUL4
Product: RING/U-box superfamily protein
Biological process (GO): protein ubiquitination
Molecular function (GO): ubiquitin protein ligase activity
Source: RefSeq, a predicted model, not a curated record
CUGGGACUGGUUUCUUCAACUUCACACAAAAUUACUUUUUCCAAUUCUUAGAGCAAAAAUCCGAAACCUGGGAUUCACCAUUUCUUCUUCUUCUUCUUCCCCUCCGAUCUCUCUCUGUGAUUCUCAAGAAAUGGGUAUUUCAUGGAGUAACAGAAGAAGAAACAAUUACCUUCAAAACCCUGCUCCGCCUCCGCCGUACCUCUCUUCUUCCUCUUUCUAUUACCCUUCUGAACCUCCGUCUCUUUCUCCGCCGCCGCCGCCGCACAGCAACCCUUACGCUCCAACUCCGCAGCCGCUACCUCUGCAACCCCCUCCUCCUCCGCCUCCCCCUGCUCCUCACUCCUACUACUUUUCUGGUGGGUAUAAUUCGUGUAAUUAUGCGGCUUCUACCAUGGGGCGGUUCAAUUUUCAUCCUUAUUAUGCCAAUCAGAGUAAUGGGUGGUCCCAAAUUCGGCCGGCCAUGGGUCCGCCGUUGCUUCCGCCCCCGCCCCUGCCGUUUGUGGAGCACCGGCAGGCGAAGAAGGUUAGAAAUGAUGUGAAUGUGCAUAAGGAUACUCUGCGGAUUGAGGUGGAUGAGCAGAACCCCGAUCGUCACUUGGUUUCCUUCGUUUUCGACGCGUUGUAUGACGGAAGCAUAACCAUUCUAUUUUUUGCCAAGGAAGAGCUCAACUGUAGGUUUGUUCCAGUAUAUCCCGAAGCCUUUAAGCCGGUGAGAAUCCCAUUUCAGAAAGGUCCUGCUCAGAAGUUCUUUCAGCCUGUGGGUACAGGCUUUGACUUGGGAUUUUUUGAGUUGGACGACCUCUCAAAACCCUCACCUGCAGAGGACAUUUUUCCUCUAGUUAUUUCAGCUGAGACUUGCUCACCCUCCCAGUCCAAUGAUGAGCGUAUUGGCGAGCCUCAACCAGAUAAUUCACAUAUGCAAAUUACUCAAGCUGUUCUGGAGAAGAAAAAUGGUGGUCCUUUCCAAGUUAGAGUGAUUAGGCAGCUUCUUUGGAUUGAUGGAGUGCGAUAUGAAUUACGAGAGAUAUUUGGAAUAGGUAGUUCAUCAGCAGAAGGCUUUGACGACAACGACACCGGGAAGGAGUGUGUGAUUUGCAUGACUGAACCCAAGGAUACCGCCGUAUUACCAUGCCGACAUAUGUGCAUGUGCAGUGAGUGUGCCAAGGAACUGAGGCUUCAAUCCAAUAAAUGUCCUAUUUGCCGUCAACCAAUUGAAGAACUUAUAGAAAUCAAGAUAAAUAAUAGCGACCAGUGAGAAUUUCCUCUUCAUCCUACGUUGGUUUGCAUGGUAUGGCUGUUAAAUUCUUUGGUUUUUGAUGUGUCAUAGUCACAUAUUCGACUGCAUUCUUUUUACACACACAUAUAUAUGUAUAUUUCUUCUUCUUCAUUUACAUAAUAUAGUGUAGUAUUCACAACUUGAUGGUACCAUGUCAUGUCUAACUAUUAAAUAAUGUCAUAACCAGUCAUCCAUGAGCCAACUUUCUACUGUAACGUAUGUAUAUGAACAUUUACGAUUCAUCUGUUAUUGUGUUUGUCGACGUGCAUGCAAGAGACCGUGCACGUGUGUAUGAGGAGGGGGUCGGGUUUUUCCUUUUGUUUGUUUGUAGAAGCAGCGAGUGAGGCAAAUUCAAGAAUCUCAAGAAGCUUAUUAGUGGGAAAAAUGAUGAUUGAGAAGCAGUGUUGUCACCUUACACACACUAAUUAGUUUUGAAUCUGAGUGAGCCUCCUCCCCAAAUUAUGACCUUUUUGAUUUGUCUUUUUUUCUUUUGAAUGAUAUGUGAGAGUUGUUUUCAAUGUUGACAUUGUUGGUAACAUGCUAUAAAUGGCAUUUUCAUCUGCUUCUCCAUUUAUGAACCACUAUUUAUUGAACAUGUGGUGUUCAGGUGAUGAAAUGCACAACUGGGUCAAUGUGAUGAGCCUGGAUUCUUGUUACCUUU